This is a messenger RNA of Dipodomys spectabilis (banner-tailed kangaroo rat), 2973 nucleotides long. It is a transcript of the gene Clcn1, whose product is annotated as chloride voltage-gated channel 1. Bases 1 to 2973 code for a protein of 990 amino acids. Lineage: Eukaryota; Metazoa; Chordata; Mammalia; Rodentia; Heteromyidae. Gene Ontology annotation, biological process: transmembrane transport; chloride transport. Gene Ontology annotation, molecular function: voltage-gated chloride channel activity. Gene Ontology annotation, cellular component: membrane. The record is from RefSeq and is a predicted model, not a curated record. The transcript is spliced from 23 exons.
AUGGAGCGAUCCCUGUCCCAGCGGCAUGGGGGGGAACAAAGCUGGUGGGGUAGUGCUCCCCAGUACCAGUAUGUGCCCUUUGAGCACUGCACCAGCUACGGUCUGCCUUCAGAGAAUGGAGGCCUUCAGCACCGGCUCCGGAAGGAUGUGGGCCCCCGGCACAAUGCCCAUCCUACACAGAUUUAUGGCCAUCACAGAGAGCAAUACUCAAACAAGGAGCAGAAUGUGGGGAUGCCCACGAAGAUGGGCUCCAGUUCUACCGUGGACAGCAAGGAUGAGGACCACUAUUCUAAAUGUCAAGGUUGUAUCCACCGCCUGGGACAAGUGGUGAGAAGGAAGUUGGGGGAAGACUGGAUCUUUCUGGUGCUCCUGGGCCUCCUGAUGGCUCUGGUCAGCUGGUGCAUGGACUAUGUCAGUGCCAAGAGUCUUCAGGCCUACAAGUGGACCUAUGCCCAGAUGCAGCCCAGCAUCCCCCUGCAGUACCUGGCUUGGGUCACCUUCCCGCUGGUCCUCAUCCUCUUCAGUGCCCUCUUCUGCCACCUCAUCUCUCCACAGGCUGUUGGCUCUGGAAUCCCUGAAAUGAAGACAAUUCUUCGAGGGGUUAUUCUGAAAGAAUAUCUUACACUCAAGGCCUUCGUGGCCAAGGUGGUAGCCCUGACUGCAGGGCUGGGCAGCGGCAUCCCUGUGGGGAAAGAGGGCCCUUUCGUCCACAUCGCCAGCAUCUGUGCUGCUGUCCUCAGCAAGUUCAUGUCCAUGUUCUGUGGGGUCUAUGAGCAGCCAUAUUAUUACACUGACAUCCUGACGGUGGGCUGUGCUGUGGGGGUCGGCUGCUGUUUCGGAACGCCACUUGGAGGGGUGCUGUUUAGCAUCGAGGUCACCUCUACCUACUUUGCUGUUCGGAACUACUGGAGAGGAUUCUUUGCAGCCACGUUCAGUGCCUUUGUGUUCCGUGUGCUGGCUGUGUGGAACAAGGACGCGGUCACCAUCACAGCUCUGUUUAGAACCAACUUCCGGAUGGAUUUCCCCUUCGACCUGAAGGAACUCCCUGCCUUCGCUGUCAUCGGGAUUUGCUGUGGGUUCCUGGGAGCUGUGUUCGUGUAUCUUCAUCGCCAAGUCAUGCUUGGUGUCCGAAAAAACAAGGCCCUCAGCCAGUUUCUCGCUAAGCACCGCCUGCUGUAUCCUGGGAUUGUGACCUUUGUCAUUGCCUCACUCACCUUUCCACCUGGAAUGGGUCAAUUCAUGGCUGGAGAGUUGAUGCCCCGAGAAGCCAUCAGUACCCUGUUUGACAACAAUACCUGGGUAAAACACGUAGGUGACCUCCAAAGCCUGGGCCAGUCAGCUGUGUGGAUUCACCCUCAGGUCCACGUGGUCAUCAUCAUCUUUCUCUUCUUCAUCAUGAAGUUUUGGAUGUCUAUUGUCGCCACCACUAUGCCCAUCCCCUGUGGAGGCUUCAUGCCUGUGUUUGUGUUAGGAGCUGCAUUUGGAAGGCUGGUAGGAGAAAUCAUGGCCAUGCUGUUUCCUGAGGGAAUCUUAUUUGAUGACAUCAUCUACAAGAUCCUACCAGGGGGCUAUGCAGUAAUUGGAGCAGCAGCGCUGACAGGUGCUGUGUCUCACACCGUCUCCACAGCUGUGAUUUGCUUCGAAUUAACGGGUCAGAUCGCUCACAUCCUACCCAUGAUGGUAGCUGUUAUCUUAGCCAACAUGGUGGCUCAGAGCCUGCAGCCUUCCCUCUAUGACAGCAUCAUCCAGGUCAAGAAGCUUCCCUACUUGCCUGACCUUGGUUGGAACCAGCUCAGUAAGUUUACAAUCUUUGUUGAGGACAUCAUGGUACGUGAUGUGAAAUUUGUUUCGGCUUCCUGCACCUAUGGGGAACUGAGAAACCUGCUCCAGACCACCACAGUCAAGACUUUGCCACUGGUGGAUUCCAAAGAUUCCAUGAUCCUGCUGGGCUCUGUGGAGCGCUCCGAACUGCAGUCUCUCCUGCAGCGCCACCUGUGUCCGGAGAGGAGACUGCAGGCGGCUCAGGAAAUGGCAAGAAAAUUGUCUGAGCUGCCCUACAAUGGCCAGGCCAGGCUGGCUGGGGAGAACCUCCCUGGCAUGGCUCCUCGAGGCCGGCCAGAGUCCUUCGCCUUUGUGGAUGAGGAUGAAGAUGAGGACCUCUCCGGGAAGACCGAGCUCCCUCCUCUUCCUCUUCCUCCUCCCGCCUUUCCUACUGCUCCAUUGUCUCCUGAAGAACCUAAUGGGCCCCUGCCCAACCACAAACAGCCACCAGAAGCCACAGAGCCUGCAGGUCAAAGAGGCUCCAUCUUCCAGUGUCUGCUGCGCUGCUUGCUCGGCAGAGCUCGCCCCACAAAGAAGACAACAAGCCAGGACUCGCCGGAUUUAGUGGAUAACAUGUCGCCUGAAGAGAUCGAGGUCUGGGAACAGGAGCAGCUGAGCCAGCCUGUGUGCUUUGACUGUUGCUGCAUCGACCAGUCGCCCUUCCAGCUGGUGGAGCAGACAACCCUUCACAAGACUCACACGCUCUUCUCACUUCUCGGCCUCCAUCUCGCCUAUGUGACCAGCAUGGGGAAGCUCAGGGGAGUCCUGGCUCUGGAAGAGCUACAGAAGGCCAUCGAGGGCCACACCAAAUCUGGGGUGCAGCUGCGCCCUCCCCUUGCCAGCUUCAGGAGUACAACUUCAACCCGGAAGAGACCUGGGGGGGCCCCUCCUCCUGCAGAGGGCUGGAGCCGGCCACAGCAUGGUCCUGGAUCCCUUGGAGCAGAGGAUGAGGCUCCUGCCUCCUCAGAGACUCCUGUGCCACCCCCUUCCCCAGAGCCCCCUCAGCCCUCGGCCCCACCCAAGGCAGAGGGUGAGCUGGAGGAGCUAGAGCUUGUAGAGAGCCCAGGGCCCGAAGAGGAGCUGGCUGACAUCUUGCAGGGCCCCAGUCUGCGAUCCACUGAUGAAGAAGAUGAGGACGAACUAAUCCUUUGA